Messenger RNA from Silurus meridionalis, 4760 nucleotides. RefSeq names its product potassium channel, subfamily K, member 5a (gene kcnk5a). The coding region runs from base 299 to 1867 and encodes 522 amino acids. Lineage: Eukaryota; Metazoa; Chordata; Actinopteri; Siluriformes; Siluridae. Gene Ontology annotation, cellular component: membrane. Gene Ontology annotation, biological process: potassium ion transmembrane transport; stabilization of membrane potential. The record is from RefSeq and is a predicted model, not a curated record. Gene Ontology annotation, molecular function: potassium ion leak channel activity. The transcript has 5 exons.
GGGCGCUUUAAUCAAGCGGUGCGCCUUCAGAGCCGCGCACAUGGGUACAGGCAUGGACCUGGACACUGACGGGUUACUCACACACACACGCGCUCAUACACGCUCACACACUUCCCCGAGCUCUUUCAGGUGAAAGACAGAAAGGUGCACAUGUGAUCUGGUGAAAAGAGAAGUUUCUUGUGAAAGAAAGAAGCGUGGGAGUUUGGAGCAGAGCUGCAAAAACUGGGGAGAGACCAGGCAUGUUCCCAUAAUCCAUACACCCUGGUUGGGGCUGAUCUCCUAAACCCUGGGCGUAAGGAUGGCCGAUAAAGGGCCCUUACUGACUUCAGCUAUCAUCUUCUACCUGUCCAUCGGGGCUGCAAUCUUCCAAGUGCUCGAGGAGCCCAACUGGAAUUUGGCAUUGAAUGAAUACAAAGCGCAGAAGGCGAAAAUCCUGGAAGAUUACCCGUGUCUCACUAAAGCAGAUCUGGACAGGAUUCUGGAGGUCGUGUCAGAGGCUGCAGGACAAGGAGUCACCAUUACAGGAGACAAAACCUUCAACAACUGGAACUGGCCAAAUGCUGUCAUAUUUGCUGCUACGGUCAUUACAACCAUUGGUUAUGGCAAUAUUGCCCCCAAAACCUCAUCAGGGAGGGUUUUUUGCAUCUUCUAUGGACUGUUUGGUGUGCCACUUUGUCUGACCUGGAUCAGUGAGCUGGGCAAGUUUUUUGGUGGAAGAGCAAAACACCUUGGACAAUAUCUUACCAAGCGAGGCAUUUCAUUGAGAAAGGCACAGUUCACCUGCACAGCCAUCUUCCUGUUAUGGGGUGUGCUGAUUCAUUUGGUUAUUCCCCCAUUCGUUUUCAUGUCCCAGGAGGGUUGGACCUACAUAGAGGGCUUAUACUUUUCCUUCGUCACUUUGACAACUAUUGGAUUUGGUGAUCUCGUAGCAGGUGUUGACCCCAAUGCAAACUAUCCCACUCUGUAUCGCUACUUUGUUGAGGUGUGGAUAUACCUGGGUUUGGCCUGGCUUUCCCUGUUCUUUAACUGGAAGGUGCGAAUGGUCAUCGAAGCUCACAAAGCUUUCAAGAAGCGGCGAAAACGGCGCAAGCUCUCACUGGAUGAGUUUCAGCACUACAAAAAUACUCACAAGGUCUUGCAGUUACCGCCUGCCAGCAGCGAUGUCAACAUCUUCAGCUUCCUGUCUAAGAAACGUGAAGGCUACAACGACCUCAUCAAACAAAUCGGCACCAAGAAAGACGGAGAGCAGCAUGCCAACGCGGUUAGCGCUAAAAGGCAGAGCGAAUUCCUCCGCUCCAAGAGCUGCAACGAUGCUAUCUCCAUUGAUGGACAAGCUAUUCUUGACUUGGAGCAAUCGCCUCGCCAGAAACGUCGCUACAGCUUCAGUGACCGUGUCACAGUGGUCUUUUCCAAGUCCAAAAGCUUUCUGCUGGGCACAGAAGGUGGUCCACUCCUGAAUGAUAUGCAGGUAGAGGGUGAGCUGGACACAGCCAUUGAUAGAAUGUAUGAGAAUCAGUUGGAUAAAGAAGCAGGAGAGGAACACCGCAACCUCAGGCCUGGGGGCUGCCGUCCCGGCCGUCACAUUUGGGACUCCCACGAGUAUCAGCCUGUUAUUUUUCAAAAUGCCAACAUCACCUUUAUUGAUGAAGAGAACCUGCUGAACAACAGCCUGGUAGAUGAGGACGAAGAUGAAGACAUCAAGAUCAAGCUCUCGACCUCGGAUGAAAACGGCGAGUCUGAAACUGAUUCCAAGGAGGAGCAGUCCUCGGAAUCAGAGGGAUCUGUGUUCACAGACAGAGCCAAUCAGUGUCAUUCCUACGAGCAGCUGGUAGAAGAGUAUUCCAAGGAAAAUAACACUGAUACCUGAAGCAUUAACUCAUUAGUGUUUUUGUGGUUUUUCUUUCUUGCAUUCAUGUAAUUAUGGACAUUUUUGCCAAAAUUGAAGACAUUUGUGCGUCCAAUGUGAUCAAGGAAAUUUUUUGCAAUCAAUUUCGCAAUAUUUUUGCCUCAUGAGUUUGGCGGAUAGAGAUUGUGAAAUGCAUCUCAGUCAGUAUUAAGCUGAGUAGAAGCUGUAGGUUUGAAAUUGAUGAGAAAAGAACAAGAAACACACUUACUCCACUACACCAAAUUAUUGGGACAUGGCCAAAAUGUAUUCCAGUCUAAAUUCAAUGAAUGAUUUCUGGAAGGUUCAAAUGUAUGAUUGCUCGAUAGCCCUGGACCUUUUUUGUGGGGUUUUUUUCUAGUUUUUGUUUGAGUUCUAAUUUAUUAAAUUAUGUGGUUAAACUUAACUCGUACUGACGAGCCAAAUCAGUUGCAAACUGGUUCACGGAAUAAUGGACAGCGAGGUGAUUCCUUUAAGAAUUGCUCCUGGUUCUCACUUUUUAUUCACCAUAUUGGUGCUUUUAAUCAACAUAAUGAAGGACAAACACAUCCCAACUGCAUUAUGUUUUGAACCAUUUUUACAGGUUUUGGCUUUUUCAUCCCUUGAUCUCCUGGUGUAAUUAACAGUCUCUGUGAUCAUAAAGUCUGAAAGCCUCUGAGGCGGGUCAAGCUUUGCUGUGUCUUUUAAGGUCCCUAAUAUUUACAGCUUUUAUUGUAUUUGUCACUGUGUGAAUGCAGCCAGUCAGUUUCAAAGUCCCUGUCUGUGGACAGCAUAUUGCACUACUCUGAUUCAGUCUGAGCCAUUGUCUUUCUUUCUUUUUUCUUUCUUUCUUUCUUUCUUUCUUUCUUUCUUUCUUUCUUUCUUUCUUUCUUUCUUUCUUUCUUUCUUUCUUUUUCAUCCUCAUCUACAUCUUAUUCUUCGCCAGUGUCUUAUGAAUCUAAUACUUGUUGUUUUUCAUCUUCGUCUUAUACCAUUUAGUCAUCUUCUUUUCAUUUUUAUUGAGCUAAUUGGAUUGUAUUGGCAAUAAUUUAAAGAUAGCCCUGGAUUUUUUCGUAGUCAGACAAUAUUGUAGGCUCAGACCCGCUCUGGCUCAUUUAGCAUAAACGAGAUUAAACCGUGGGGUUUUAUAUUUGUGCUUAAGUUAUACAAAGCUUUGUGAAUGAAGAAGCCUUUUGUUUUUUAAAUACUGUGCGGUUUCUAUCAGCCACUCUUUGACCUGCCAAUCCUAAAAUGAUGUCUCCGUUGUCCCAUAUACGUAACGCAAUCUGGUUAUUCUAGUUCUGAGGUGUCGUCUAAGAAAUAAACUGUCAGUAACAGUAGGCUAGUGUAUAGGAUGUUAUUUAGUCUAAUUUGCAAAGUAUCAUACACAGAACCGAACUGAUGCAAGGUCAUGUUUUUUCCAGCAAAGGUUAUGUGAAGAAGUUUGUUGGCUUAUUUUGUCUGAAUUUAGUGUUUGUUAUCAUUGGAUGGAGCAAAUAUUUAUAUGCUUGGUCUAGACGUGUCUAUAACAAGGACAGCCAAGCACUAAUAAGCCUUGCAAAAAUAUAGUGAGACUAUAAUACGCAAAACUCAAAAACUGUAUUAAUUACUUCGUUAUUAAUAAUUAAUAUUCGGUUUAAGGUAAUAAGUGUUUUAACAUAUAGAAGUAUAACAUGGUGAGACAUAAUUCAUUACACCGUAACCGCCUGCUUCUCUCAUCUGCAUCUCUUCUGUCUCAUGUGUUGAAUGUAGGGUUAGACAUGUAACAGUUUUGAGUAAUGCCAAUCUCGAUACUGUGGCCACAAGAAUGUGUGAGGCAAAAUGUGGAUAUCCUGCUUGUAAUUCCCUCGUCUGGGGAGUGUGUCUCUCACAGCUUCUUGCGUCACGGUGCUCGGCAGCACCAGUGUGAAAGAAACAGCUUCCCGAGUGAGUUUCCUGCCAUAGAUAAAUUGUGGUGCACAUCUCGAAGUCAAUUUGUCCCAAUUCUUUUCCUGUUCCAAAAUUCUUUCUGUUUUCUAAUGGUCUGGAUGAAUCUAAUUAUUUUUGUGUUCGUGCACUGCCUCACUGUGUUAAUCUGUCAUAAAUGCACUUGCUGCCUGGAUAUUAAUUGUUUAUACGCCAAAGCCUGUAAUAGCCAGCGUUCUGUGGAUGUGUAUUUAAGCACAGUAGUCCUCUGGUUAACAGUAGUAUGAUUGUAUGAUCUCACAUCCACUUGGGCUUGUUUGGAUUCAUUAUCGGUGUUUUUUUCUUUUUCCGACGCUGUGCUCAGAUGUAUUAAUAAAGCAGAAUUGUUCCAAGAAGUGCCCGCAAACAUCCUGAACAAAAAUAGAACCUCUAAGUCGCCCAGAUAGUUGGUGAGGACUUGGUCUCGCCCUGAGAUUACGGUGUAUUGUAUGUAAACACUGGCUAACUGUUCGACUGUAGCCACCACUUUGUUCAGGCCAUAACCUUGUAGCCUUGCAAUCUGUGUUUACUUUUCCUGCACUCAAAGUGACACAAGUGGCCAUAAACUUUACGCAGUUGACCGAGGUUAAAAAGUGACCGCUUGAGUGUGUUUCCCUGAUGCCAGACAGGAAUGUUCGAAUAAUAACUUUCCGGUCAUAUCAUUUACAAUUUGUGAUAGUGUAAAUGGAUAUUUAGUGAAUUCAUUAAUGCCUAUUUUGUAAUUAAUGCAGGUGGUGUAAUUUGCUAACCUUUUCUCAUUGGUGCCUUAUCAUCUUAUCUCAAACCACUUCAUAAAGAUGAUAAACUGAAAAAAAUUGCCAAGGAAAUAUCUUUCCUAUAAAUCCUCUAUGAUCUGGUACUGUAGAUGGUUGCCUUGUGUUUCAUGCACAAAAAAACUCGACUGAGGUCAGACAAAAAGCCUUGUUUUUGGAUUCUGAGGUACUUCUGUGCCUUC